Molecule: messenger RNA, 2528 nt
Organism: Sebastes umbrosus (honeycomb rockfish)
Lineage: Eukaryota; Metazoa; Chordata; Actinopteri; Perciformes; Sebastidae
Product: circadian-associated transcriptional repressor
Exons: 6
Coding region: 221-1297 (358 amino acids)
Biological process (GO): negative regulation of DNA-templated transcription; circadian regulation of gene expression
Cellular component (GO): nucleus
Molecular function (GO): RNA polymerase II cis-regulatory region sequence-specific DNA binding
Source: RefSeq, a predicted model, not a curated record
GACACGUUGCCUUGGGAGAAGCAACACGGGCAACGAUUUGCUGGCUGCACCGUGUCCUCCGCUCACACACACUGCACACGUCCAACACAUCAGCUGCUCUCUGCUCAGACAGUCCUGCUGGAUUUACCCGCUGAACAACGACAAGAGUUGGACCAGCAGCCGCUCUCCAUCCCUGGGAAGGUCAGUGAUGGUCAGUGCUAGUUAGAGCCUGCAGCCGAGGAUGUCUGCUACAGAUUCGGACAACUCCAUUGACUGGCUGGCUAGUGACAAUGAGGACAACGACAGUGAACAGGAGUCUGACUUUAACGGAAAGCACAGCCAGACAGACAGCGCCCCGCCACACCUGGGCCCGUCUGACGGCAGCCGCCGCCGGAGCAGCGAGGUGAAGGAAGGCGACAGUAACUGGAGCAAGGUCAGGGAGGCCUCGGGCCGGGGAUUUCCCCCCGACUGCAUGGAGGCCUGGGUCAACAGCGCCAUUGGACUGUGUAAAACACAACAAGGAGAGAAAACGAAUGGCAAAAACACUCAGCAAGCACUGAAGAGACCUCACGGCUCCACAGAGGAGGAGGAGGAGUGCAAGGAACGGCAGCUCAACGUGUCCGAGAAAAACAGAAUUUUCAGCAGAAAGUGCAUGGAGCUACAAUGCUACAUUCAUCCGCUGUCAUCUAUCUUGAAUGGCCUUCGUUCAGGGAGAUACAGAGAACGACUCAGCAGUUUCCAGGAGAGCGUGGCCAUGGACAGGAUUCAGAGGAUCAUGGGUGUCCUGCAGAACCCCUGCAUGGGGGAGAAAUAUAUUAAUAUCAUUCUAAAAAUGGAGGAAAUGCUGAAGAGCUGGUUCCCUAAUGUAAAACUCCGAGACCAACUCACCGUCACCCAGACAGAGGAAGCUGUUCCCACCAAGAAACCGAAGCUUUCUCCAGUGACCGUCGCUGCAGUCGUGAGCCCCGUCACCGUCAGUGAUCCUCCAGCCGGCGUCAAAACCCUGAGAGUCACUGACCUCACUCCUCCCGGAGCCUACUCUGCCAGUAACCUGAAGUGGCUCCACACGUCACCCAUCUGCUCCCCCAUAGCAGAGCAGGCCCAGGCUGGCCCCAGGCACCUGCUGUCCCCCAGAGACCUAACGCAGGACAACGCUGUGUCCUCCAGCACGGACAGCCACACUAAGACAGACUCGGUGCCCAGAGGCCCUCCUCCGGGAAAAAUCAACGCGCCCUGUCUAGAGCGGCUUCUUAAGUCGACAGAAAGCAUCAUCAUCCGCAGGGGGACGGGGGGUUUGACGGACAGCAGCUGGUCCUAGUCCACACAGACGGCUGGGUGUCCAGCUGUAAGCACCGCACAGCCCAGCCUCGCCUUGCCCACCCUGCUGGGAGCCAGUCAGCUCGCUUUGCCCAUUCCAGCCUUCAGGAGAGACGGGAGCCUUCAAAAGGGACGUCACCGACUCCACUUUGAUGUGGAAGGAGUGUUGACGAACAUGUUGUACUCUCUCUGUAUGGGAAUGUGCCCUCUCUGACAUGACAAGUGUCUGCUUUAGUUCCCUUUCGUUGACUUAUCUUCUGUUUUUUGUUUGCACUCUUGACUAGCGUGUGUGAGAGUGGGAAGGAUAGAUUUCACAUGCCAAGAUCAACGGAGCUAGUGAUUUCACAACUGAACUGUUCCCACUGGCUUGUAGAUGCAAUAAUACAGUUUGAGUUAUCUGUGAAACCGCCAUUAUGCCUGAAAGGGAAAGAAUUGCAGGAGUAGUUUGUGCUGGAAGGGAUUUUUUUCAGAUAUCCAGACAUGUCAGUGGUCUACAUAUUGUUGUGCUGAAAAUGUGGGUGAAAUGUGAUGUUAUUUUCUCCCUCCCCGCCCCACCCCAUGACUACACUCUUAAGUUUAUUGAUGUGACUGUUACUCAUUUGUAUACUUUAUAAAUAAGUCUUUUGGUACAACUGUUCUACCUCAGUGGGCACCACGUCACAGUUAGUGAGUAGGAAUGUGAACGCUACGCUCAAAAGUCUGGACACCUCGUCUGCGGCGAGCCAAACGGCCUCUGACAGCGAGGUCUGCAGUGCGAGCCGUUCUGCUUGUACAAACAGAGGAUGCUCUCUCCGUGGGGAUGCUCUCGUGGCCUGACUGGUGCCAUUGUAAAGAAUGUCAACCGCAGAUUUCUUUUUUCGAGUCUCCCAGUAGAAAGGCAAACAGUGCCUGUAACGUCAAGCUGUGCCUGUAAGCCGGUUUGAUAAAGAGAGAGAACCGUUCAGAGUACCUGCUCCUCUGUGGGAUGUACAAAUCAGGAAUUCUCACUCUCCUGCCAUUUUCCUGUAUCGAGUAAAUUAUUCAGAUCUUGCCAACUACUUUCUGUGGUGGAGUAGAACAAUUCUUUUAUUUUGCCACAGAACUGGACAGUAUGUUAGACCAGCAGAGAGGGACAAGGUAUUUCUCUGUGUAAAUCUUACAGAAAGGUUGUCGAUUUACCCUGAAAAGUGGCCUUUAUAGUGUGAAAUUUUAUACUUUCAAAAUAAAUGUGGUUAUAUUUGUUUGAUGCAAAA